This is a messenger RNA of Patiria miniata (bat star), 725 nucleotides long. RefSeq names its product tetratricopeptide repeat protein 12-like. Gene Ontology annotation, molecular function: protein binding. Bases 9 to 674 code for a protein of 221 amino acids. The transcript is spliced from 4 exons. The record is from RefSeq and is a predicted model, not a curated record. NCBI's taxonomy places the organism in Eukaryota, Metazoa, Echinodermata, Asteroidea, Valvatida, Asterinidae.
AUAAUGUCAUGAGAGCCUUGGAAGCAGAUGCCAACGAGCGUGCAGAGAAGCGUAAAGCAGAGGCGACGGUUCUGAAAGAUCAGGGGAACCAAGCGUUCAACAAGGGUGAUUACACACGAGCCAUUAAACUCUACACGCAGGGCCUGGAACAUCUAAAAGACUUUGUGGUGCUGUACACCAACAGGGCACAGGCUUACAACAAAUUGGAAAAGUUUACAGAGGCAAUGGAGGACUGCCGGACGGCCUUGCAGUUGGAACCAAACAACGUCAAGGCAUUGGUGCACCUUGGCAAGGCCCAGCAGGGACUGAAGGAUUACGAAGCGGCUGUUACGACUUACCAAGAAAUCCUCAAGAUUGACAAGAAACACGAGAACAUGGUCGCAGGCUACAUUGCAGCUGUGAAUCUAGCCGAGUCCACAGCCAAGUCGGAUAUGGAGGCUGAGAGGCUGUUCAGUGAGGGCGACGUCAAGGCAACGGGCGUUCAGGAGAUCGGACUCAAUGACGUAACAGACAGUCAAGCAGCUCUGACCCAACAACUACCAGAUGAUCAACAAACAACUCAGUCUGGCAGUGGACAGCCUUCCCAGCAGGAACCAACGCAACAACCUCUGCCGCAACUACAGCCAAGACCGGGUGAGACACAAACAUUUGUCCGUCAACCCUGCAUGUUAUGACUCCCCUGGCCCUGAUAUCGGUUCCCUGUCAGCAUCCUUCCCCUCCAUCCU